Messenger RNA from Humulus lupulus (European hop), 690 nucleotides. RefSeq lists its product as uncharacterized. The record is from RefSeq and is a predicted model, not a curated record. The transcript has a single exon. Lineage: Eukaryota; Viridiplantae; Streptophyta; Magnoliopsida; Rosales; Cannabaceae. The coding region runs from base 1 to 690 and encodes 229 amino acids.
AUGGAGGAUAUUGAAGAGGAGAUCUCUUACUGGAAUUCUUCGAUAGUAUGUUAUGUACUGGGAGCCAAUCCACCUUUCUCUGUUCUGGAAGGUUUUGCAAGGCGUUUAUGGAAAGACAAGGUGGAUAAGGUUGGUAUGCUUUCAUAUGGAAUUUUCUUGAUUAGAUUUGAUUGUAUUGAGGAUAGAGAUGCUAUACUCACAGAAGGAUACAUUUUCUUCAAUAAGAGGCCUGUCAUUAUGAAGGCUUGGGAUCCAAAUACUAAUUUCAAGAAAGAAGACAUUCGAACAGUUCCAAUUUGGGUUCAGUUGGAUGAUCUGGAAUUGAAAUACUGGGGUCAAAAGUCUCUUUUCAAGAUUAUAGGCCAAGUGGGGAAGCCACUGAUGGUUAAUGCGAUUACAAAAGAGAGAGAUAAACUCAGCUAUCCUCAUGUUCUUAUUGAAGUCUCUCUUCAACAGGAAUUUCCAUGUUUCAUUGAAUUUGAGGAUGAAUUUGGUUUUAAUGUCUCUGUAGGAGUUACAUAUGAAUGGAAACUGACCAUUUGUGGUCAUUGCAAAGGUAUGGUGCAUGCUACUAAUGAUUGUAGAAGGAAAGAGGGCAGGAAGCAACAAUGGAUUGUUAAAGAAGAGAGUAAGAAACCAGAGAGGGUACAAAAGGUAGAGGCAGUUAAACCUGCUGUUGAUGAGUUUUAG